AUGGAAAACAAUCAAAGUGCUUCUGAUACACAAGACAAUUCUAUGAUGAAGUCCGAUGAUCAAAGAGAACACUCUACUAAAGGGUGUGGUGACUUAGUGACUCGACGUCUCAAGAAUCGAGAGAGACAGCGUAGGUACAGGGCUCGUAAGCGUCUAGAAUCUGGAACCAGUGAUUCAUUCGGUGUAGAACAGACAACUGCAAUGCAAGUAGAGCUACAACCAAACAGGAAUCGCAACAAUUUUGUGACACGCAUAUAUUGUAAUCGAGAUUGGAAAAAGGAUGCACGGCAGGCUCAUCUUACAAAGCUUCGAGAGAUGCACGGGUCUAUUGAUCAUUCCAUGACACCGGCUAAUGUACCCGAGGAGACAUACUUAGGCGCUGGGAUCAAGUCAGAAACAGUGCUAGAUAGGGAAAUUCAGUCCGGAGCUUCUAGCAUUGUUUAUAAUGAAACACCUAGGACUGUGCUUUGUCGUAGAGAUUGGAAAGCAGAAGCUAGAAGAAAGAAAAACUAG
This is a messenger RNA of Lathyrus sativus (Indian pea), 513 nucleotides long. The record is from the annotation of a GenBank genome assembly. NCBI's taxonomy places the organism in Eukaryota, Viridiplantae, Streptophyta, Magnoliopsida, Fabales, Fabaceae.